AGGGGGGCGGGGGGGCAAGGGACGGGGCCGGAGCCGGAGCCGGAGCGGGCGGCGGCCGCCGCGCCUCCCCAUGGCGAAGAAAACCUACGACCUGCUCUUCAAGCUGCUGCUCAUCGGGGACUCGGGGGUCGGCAAGACCUGCGUGCUCUUCCGCUUCUCCGACGAUGCCUUCAACACCACCUUCAUCUCCACCAUCGGGAUAGACUUCAAGAUUAAAACUGUUGAAUUACAAGGAAAGAAGAUCAAGCUACAGAUAUGGGACACAGCAGGGCAGGAACGAUUUCACACUAUCACCACCUCUUAUUACAGAGGUGCCAUGGGAAUCAUGCUAGUAUACGACAUCACCAACGCCAAGAGCUUUGAAAACAUCAGCAAGUGGCUCAGAAACAUAGAUGAGCAUGCCAAUGAAGAUGUGGAGAGGAUGCUGUUAGGAAACAAGUGUGACAUGGAAGAUAAAAGAGUUGUCCCUAAAGCAAAAGGAGAACAGAUUGCUAGGGAGCAUGGUAUUAGGUUUUUCGAAACUAGUGCAAAAGCAAAUAUAAACAUUGAGAAGGCAUUCCUCACAUUAGCAGAAGACAUUCUUCGAAAGACCCCUGUAAAAGAGCCCAACAGUGAAAAUGUAGAUAUCAGCAGUGGAGGUGGGGUGACAGGCUGGAAGAGCAAGUGUUGCUGAACGUUCUCCUAUAUCACCAAUCGCCAUCCACCGCCCCUUUUUUCUCGCUGCAAAACAAACCACUCUGCCCAUUUUUAACCUUAAACCAAUGUUUUGUUCCUCAUCUUAACAAGCUGCUGUCUCCCUUUGUCUUUCUGUUUAGGACAGCUUGCGUACUAUAAUUUUCUCGACAACAUGUAUAGGAAAAUCAUGUCCGUGACUUCAUUUUUUUUAAUGUUCCUGCUCAACUUACCACUACGUUUUGGUUGUAUUAUAGUCCCGUUCUUCCUGACAUUAAAACAUAUAGCAAUCAUAUUCAACUCUAUUCUGCAAAUUGUAUAAGAAUAAAAGUUAGAAUUAACAAUUUAUUUUGUACAACAGUGGAAUUUUCUGUCAUGGAUAAUGUGCUUGAGUCACCAUAUUCUCUAGAUGCAUCAUCAAAAGAGCCAGGAAAACACUCAUUUUCGCCUUGAGUAUGUGAAUGGGGUUUAUUUUGUCCUGUGCCUUAUGUGGAAAGGAACUUUUGUUUUUCACUUUUUUUUCCUCCCUUCUGGUGGAAGCAUGUGCAGGAGACAUACCAUCCAUACUUGACCAUUUUAAAGUACUGAACUCUUUUGUGAUUGCUUUCUGUAAUUGUUGGUGUAAUGCAUCGAGGACAAAGGGUGGUGCAAAAAAUACUACAUUUAAUCUGCUAUGUCUCCUUUUUGGUGAUCUAGCCAUUCAGAACUGUUCCUGCUGCCAUUUUUUUUCUCACUUGCAAGUCUUUCCUUUUGCCUGCAUGCUGCUUUUAUUUGCUUUUCUUCAUGGUGUGAUGUGUUAAUUAAAAGGAUGGCAACAUGGUGUGUUUGCCAAAAAUUUAAUACAAAGCACUGAUUUAGCUUUCAAGAUGAAAUGUUGAAGAUACCUACUAAUUUCCCUCUAGCCAAUGUCAGUUCACUAGUAUAUCUUCUCUCCUCCUGCAUAGCCAUUGGGUUUUAUGAUAUGGAAGAGUUAUUUGCAUGCACUAGUUUUCUAUGGAGGGUGAUGUGGUUGUCUACUUUAUGUGUAUGAAUAUAACAUGCAGUUCCCAAACUGACAGCAGUUGACAUGAACUUAAAGUUCUCUCUUACUGUUAGCCUCUCCAGCCAGUUGUUAGGUAGCCUAGCAAAAGGCCGUGUAAAACUAGGAUUAAAAAAAAAAAAAAAAAAAAAGUUGGCAGUUUAAUUUAUUGCCUCCCUGAAAACUUUCCAUUUCCUGGUGUUAGAAGCUCUGUGAGUCAUUUGUACUUCAGUCAGUCUUGCGCUCACUCCAGAAGUGUGGGUAUGAGCAGGUGAUCCACGCUGGGCUUUUGAGUCCCGGCGGAAUUAACUUGCUUUUCCAGUUCGCCUUCUCGCUUUGCCUGUAGAUAAGGGCAUGCUAGCUGUGCUGCUAGUGUCCUAGUGAGGCACCUGUGUUCAGUGAUUGAAUGGCAUCCUUCAUUUCUGAAAUAAAAGGGGGUUGAUGACUGCUGGUCUGACUCUUUGGACUGCUCCUGUUGAACUGGAUGUUCAGUCUGCAACAGCAUUUGUGCUUUCACUUGCCUUGCAUUUAAAAUACUAUGUAGGAGAACUUCUCCAGCCAAGGACACACAAAUAUUUUAAAUAGACACCUCCCCUCCUCCCCCUUCGCCAAAAGCCUCCCAUUCUACUUUAAAGUUGGACAAGCUUGUGCCUGACUCUUGUCCACUUGGUUUUGGGACUUUUCUCCAGUAAAUAAUUAAAGUAGUAAAUAAUGCUGAUUUAACUCUAAUGAGAUGACAGUGUUUUAACAUGGAAAUUCUAGUUUUGACCUGCUUUCAGUGUAGUAACUUUACUGAUGUGUCUCCCUUUUCCUCUGUAUUUUGGCAUUUUGUCUUUGUAUUUGUUAACCCUUCCCAGUUGAGUGGCUGUUGGGGUAAGGCAGGACACUGGGACUCUAGUUGAUAAAAUCGACACGGUUUUGUUUCUCCCGUGCUAAGCCUAUUGAUCAGCAUUGUAAAUAGACUAUGGCUACCUUUUUGUUAAAUCUGCACUUUCUAACAUUAUCAAAAAGGGAAAAUGGAGAAAUAUACAUCAAUUUUUUUGUAUAAUCUUUGUUUUAAGCGUGAGCUUUUUAUUUGCGUAAAGGGGCUCGGCUCCUGUGUAAAUCUGUUGGGAUCCUUUGUAGAAGCUGUGUUCAUUGAAACCAAACAGUUAGAGAACAGCCCACUCUCUGGUACUACUAGCUACAAAUUCAGUUUCAUAUUCUACUUAACAAGUUAAUAAACUGAAAUAUUUCUAGAUGGUCUACUUCUGUUCACAUAAAAACAUGAAUUUUAACAAUGUGGUUUGGCUUUCUUUUAUUCGUGGAGUGCAAGGCCCAGCUGAGGAGGAGUGAGCAACAAGAGUAAAUGCCUAUGCUCAGAGGUAGUGAUCGUGUUGGAGGAAUCUGCAGCAACUUUAUUUCUGCUGGUAUCUAAAUUUACUGCUAGCUAGCAAACUGCUUGUGAAACCUGUAUUUGGAAGACACCCCCCUCCCCAGUCCUGUGCGUGGAAUAAAGCCUAAGGCCUGCCUAGAAAACAAUCUAAAAGGAGCUUUCCCUGUGCCUCUUUCAUACAGUGGAGUCAUCUGGAUUCUGCAGUGCUGGAGUCCAUUUUACAGUGGAUUUACCCUGAUGCACAUUUAACUCGGCUGCGCCCUGUGUAGCCAGUGCCCCGGGAGGCGUGCUUUUAAUGUAAUCGGCCCUCAGAGGAACACCAGUGCUACCUUUUGUCAUGGCGAAAAAUGUAACUUAAUUAAAUCAGUAAUGAUAAACUAAAAACUGAAUCUAUUGUACAAGUGUGUUAACCGUUACAUAUUUAGAACUUAAAUGUAGUCUUCACUUGCCUAUGGUGAGCGACUGGAGUUACGGUCAGGAUCGGGAAGGUUCAGAUGACAAGGGCUCCAAUGCCUGGCAGAGGUAAAAGCUGCACUUCUAGUAUUGGACUCGAUUGUGGAAAAACAGCAUCAACUUACAAGGUCUAGGAUUAAUUCCCAUGCCUACAAUUUUUUACUUAAUCUUUUAAUAUUUUUGCUACUCCACUCUGGCUUUUUAUUUAAAACACAUUCUUUUGUACCACUUACUGUAUCAAAUUGUAUAAAAGAUCACUGUCCCAUUCUUGGUCAUACCAAGAGCAAAUAAAAGCUUUUAUAAACUUGCA
Molecule: messenger RNA, 3828 nt
Organism: Rhea pennata
Lineage: Eukaryota; Metazoa; Chordata; Aves; Rheiformes; Rheidae
Gene: RAB10
Product: RAB10, member RAS oncogene family
Exons: 6
Coding region: 71-673 (200 amino acids)
Biological process (GO): cellular response to insulin stimulus
Cellular component (GO): recycling endosome; insulin-responsive compartment; Golgi apparatus
Molecular function (GO): GTP binding; GTPase activity
Source: RefSeq, a predicted model, not a curated record